AUGUAGGGUGUUGUCGUCGUCCGAUCGAGGUUUCCGAUGACCCUGUUAAUAAUAGCAUCAUACCAAACAACAACAUUAGUGGUGAUAUUUCAUAUUUAUCUUCGAUAUCAUUAUCUUAUGAGCAAAACCAGUCUCAGGACUGCGAUCGCAGAGAAGAUAUUAAUUAUAAUAAGCAGAGUACAGUUGCGGCAUUGUUGAAUCCGUGUCAAAGUGUAUUAGGAAUGGAAUGUAUUUGCCGUCGUCCGACUGAGAUUCAUGAAACUAGUAAUCAUUCUAUGGAUAAUUACAACACACUCAAUGAUAACAUUAGUGACAAUUUUUCAUCAUAUUUACCUCCAAUGCCACCAUUUUAUGAACAAAAUCGGUCCCUGAACCAUGAUCAGGAAGGAGACAUUAAUGGUAGUAAACAUAGUACUGUUCUGCCCUCGUGGAAAGGACUCCUUGGUAAUGAGGCUUCGUUAAUGGCAUCAAUCAACUCAAAUUCAGAAGGUUUUACUUCUCUUGUGCAUAAUGAGAAUGUAAUAUUGAAUAAUAGUUCCAAUGGUCUAGAAGAUAUAUCAAGAGAUCAAUCUAAAGUUUUAGGAGAACAAUUAUGUAAUGCAUCGUCUGAUGAUUUGGCGAAGAUCAUAUAUCAUCCUUUUCAAAGUUGUUCAUCUGCCGCGAAAAAUGGUAGUUGUUGUGGUGCAUCGGCGUCAUUAUGCAGUUGUAGCACUGAAUGUAGCUGUGAUGGAUGUAACUCGCAAAAACGCGUUACUACCCAGGUAGCAAUUACCCCUUUGUCUGUAAAAAAUUGUUGUUCACUUCCCAGAAAUCCCGAGGUUACUCUGCCUGAACGUACUACUAUUUUUGACGAAGAUGGCGUGGUAUUAUGCGGUUGUGGUUGCAAAAAAACUGACACCGAAUGUAUAGAUUGCUUAGGAAGUCUUUGCGAAG
Acaulospora morrowiae is the source of this 933-nucleotide messenger RNA. NCBI's taxonomy places the organism in Eukaryota, Fungi, Glomeromycota, Glomeromycetes, Diversisporales, Acaulosporaceae. The record is from the annotation of a GenBank genome assembly.